AUGCAUGGAUAUGUUUGGUGCCUAAACCUCCCAGUUGAUACAAAUAUGGCCGAGAUAUCUGCUGGACCGCUAGUAAUCCAACAACUCCGCGCCGUCGGCGAAUACGAGCGGAUACUCCAUGACGUGUUGAAGGUUAUUUCGGUUGCCAUGAUGCUAUUUUGCUCCGGAUUUUACACAAAACCCCACACCGUGAAGAAAUUAUGGAAUUUGAGCUGUGCUGUUGGAUUAGUAAUCUUCUUCGUGCGUUCCCUCCAAAUGCAACAGCGUCUAUUCCCCUCCCUGCACGAGGCAUUCUCCACCCAGGCCGCAUUUUUCAUCAUUGGCGUCGUUUUGACGAUACAGGCCAAGGAUCGUUUCCCAGCUGUCAAACUCGAGAAACCGGACGAAUUGGCUGUCGAAGAAGAAAUUGAAGAAACUGCUACACUGGAUGACAGUAAAAAGAUUGACGACCUGGUCAAUAACAAUAAUAACAACAAUAACAAGGAUACGGUAGCCGAUUUGAAUUCUCAAAGCGAGCCCCGGCUAAAAGCUGAA
This is a messenger RNA of Mesorhabditis spiculigera, 534 nucleotides long. The record is from the annotation of a GenBank genome assembly. Lineage: Eukaryota; Metazoa; Nematoda; Chromadorea; Rhabditida; Rhabditidae.